Messenger RNA from Homo sapiens (human), 3730 nucleotides. RefSeq names its product Ras suppressor protein 1 (gene RSU1). The record is from RefSeq and is marked reviewed. Gene Ontology annotation, biological process: signal transduction. Lineage: Eukaryota; Metazoa; Chordata; Mammalia; Primates; Hominidae. The coding region runs from base 114 to 947 and encodes 277 amino acids. The transcript is spliced from 9 exons.
AGGGCGUGUUCGCUGUUCAGUGCCGGUGUUGCAGGGAGUGAGGGCAGCUGGAGUGCGUUCUGCCGAAGCUUGUGGUUGCACGCCCAUCGUCUUAGGGGCUACCUUCCGUGACCAUGUCCAAGUCUCUGAAGAAGUUGGUGGAGGAGAGCCGGGAGAAGAACCAGCCCGAGGUGGACAUGAGUGACCGGGGCAUCUCCAACAUGCUGGAUGUCAACGGCCUCUUUACCUUAUCCCAUAUCACACAACUGGUCCUCAGCCAUAACAAGCUAACAAUGGUGCCACCGAACAUCGCAGAACUGAAGAAUUUGGAGGUGCUCAACUUUUUUAAUAACCAAAUCGAGGAGCUGCCCACACAGAUCAGUAGCCUUCAGAAACUCAAACACCUGAACCUUGGCAUGAACAGGCUGAACACUUUGCCACGAGGCUUCGGCUCCCUGCCAGCUCUUGAGGUUCUGGACUUGACGUACAACAACUUGAGCGAAAAUUCUCUUCCUGGAAACUUCUUCUACCUGACCACCCUGCGUGCACUCUAUCUAAGUGACAACGAUUUUGAAAUCCUGCCGCCAGAUAUUGGGAAGCUCACAAAGUUGCAGAUACUCAGCCUUAGGGAUAACGACCUGAUCUCGCUGCCUAAGGAAAUCGGGGAGCUUACCCAGCUUAAAGAGCUCCACAUUCAGGGGAACCGCCUCACCGUUCUGCCCCCAGAACUAGGAAACUUGGAUUUAACUGGCCAGAAGCAGGUAUUCAAAGCAGAGAACAAUCCCUGGGUGACCCCCAUUGCAGACCAGUUCCAGCUUGGCGUGUCCCAUGUUUUUGAGUAUAUCCGUUCUGAGACAUACAAAUACCUCUACGGCAGACACAUGCAGGCCAACCCAGAACCACCGAAGAAGAAUAAUGACAAAUCGAAAAAGAUCAGCCGGAAACCCCUGGCAGCCAAGAACAGAUAAGGAAGGGAUUGGCAUCGGCUGGCCUUCCAGCACCUUCUCUCUCCAACACUUCAUUCUCUCUUGCCCUGUCUCUCAAAUAAACCCAAUGCUGCGUGUGAGGCCUUUUUUAUUUUUCUUUUCACUCUCUUUCUAAUGCUUCCCACCUUACCUUUUAGAUUCUUUUGCUAGGUGGGAGAUUGUUAUAAGGUCUUUAAACCAUUUCCAUUUGUUUCUUUAACAUUACCAAAAGCAGGGAACAAAGCUCUUAUUCAACUGCGAAUUCCAUAGUGGGCUCUGGCUUUUCUUGAAUAGAUAUCACAAGGUUGCUUAUUAUCAAAAGAAUAAUUAAAAUCAUGUAACCAUUUAAAUGUCACUGUUAACACUUUUCACUCUUUCUGUUGAUUCACCUAACUCAUUAUUUUGCUUUAUUAAAAGUCUUCCUUCACCACCGAGAUAUGCUAAUUUAACUUACAAAUGAUUUUAAUAAAAUCUUGAGUUUGUAUCACAUGUUACUUAUUGACUCAGAAUAAAAGAACAGUCUGAUCUUGGGGUAUAACACAUUUUCAUUUACUUUUCUCCCCCAAAAUCAUCUUAUCCAAUUUUAUUGGUUAUACAUGAUAAACUUUUCAUGAAAGAAAUGCAAAAUUAAAUCACAGUUCGUUUCUUCUCACAUUAAUUUGUCAAGUUUUUUUUUUCUUUGAAGACUUUCUAAAUUAGGAAGCAGAAAAACAAAUCUCUAGGAGAUUCUGCCAAAGGAUUUUGGAAAGUAGCAUUCCUUCGCCGAAGAAAUGGUGAUUUCUGCCAGGGGCUGGUAGACAAGAACUGUGAAAGAGAGAGAGAAAAAACCUCAACUGUGUAUUUUGUCACGGCGGAAAAUCUGCUCGCAUCGAAGCAUUCUUCUAAGCGACUUCGAUGCCAAGGAAGUUGUGUAAAUGUGCACGCGCUACACCACACCCAGGGUGGAAACCACAGUUGCAGAGUCAUUAAACAAUCAAUUGUUUGUUUAACAUCUGUGAUAGGCAGCUUUCCUUCUUUUCAACAGUGAUACCUACGAAAAUCAAAAUAAAUGCAAGCUGAGGUUUUGUGCUCACUGAAAGGGCUGUCAACCCCAGAAGGCCGACACAAAAAAAAUGGUAUGUGAAGAUGCACCGUCUUUUCAAAUGGCCUGGGAGAGUCAAAUGGCCUGGGAGAGGGGGCCUGCCCUUCUCUGCUGUGUCCUUUCGGCUUCCCAGUUGAGCUCCCAAGACCAGGACCCACUGGGGCAUAUAAAAUCUCUGCUGUAUCCUUUCGGCUUCCCAGUUGAGCUCCCAAGACCAGGACCCACUGGGGCAUAUAAAAAAGUCAAAAAUCAAAAUCAAACAACAAGUUCUGAGUUACUUAGGAAACAGACUUCGCAUUUCAAUCAGAGAGGCCACAGAGCAAGGUCUAAACUUCUGGCUUCUAGACAAAUUCCUGAUAGAACAUUUAAAUGUGGGAAGUGGCUUCCCCAGGUCCCAUCCCCUGUUUAGGGAUAGAGUUGAUAUCAUUUUUAUAGGUGCCAUGUAUGCCUCUGCCUGAAUUUUUUUAAUUGACUUUUGAGCUUUUGAGAUUGCACGAGGGAGAACAAGGCCUUUGCUGUUGUGGAUAGGAAAGACUUAACCUAAAAUUAAACCAGCAAGAAAGCAUUAGUAAAAAUCUAACAAUAUGAAGGGCUCUUAUGAGUCAUUUUUUUCAAAAGAUGAAAACUCCAGAAACGCACAGGAACGAAAUACCUCCCAGAAACAUGAAGCAAUCAUCGAAGACUCACUGGUAAUAUUUUUAAAAAGUAUACAGAUCAAAGCAAAAAGAAGCCAUGUGUAACAAAGAGAAAUGUGCAAAUAUUUUUUAAGGCAGUAUUAAGUGCAAGAGGAGUAACAUGAAAUAAACAUUCUUUCACAUGGCUACUGGGAAUAUAAAUUUCGCUCCAGAAAGGCCGUAGCAGUUUGACGAUAGGUGGCAAAACCUUAAGAUUGUGUACUGGGGCCCAGAAUUUUUAUUUCUAGGAAUGUAUCCUGAGGAAAUUAUCCGAGAUCCCCACAAACUGCAAUGUUUAGGAAUUGUCCUUAUAGCAUUGCAUACACAAGAAAAACAGAGAAAAGCCUGAUCCCUGUCAGUGGAAAAGGGGUUCAAUGAAUUACGGUGUGUCUGCAUGAGGCUUUUAUGACAUUAAAAAUUGUUGAACAACGGCCAGGCACAGUGGCUCAUGCCUGUAAUCCUAACACUUUGGGAGGCCAAGGUGGGAAGAUUGCCUGAGCUCAGGAGUUUGAGACCAGCCUGGGCAACACGGUGAAACCCCGUCUCUACUAAAAUACAAAAAAUUAGCCGGGCGUCGCAGCAUGCGCCUGUAGUCCCAGCUGCUCAGGAGGCUGAGGCAGGAGAAUUGAUUGAACCCGGGAGGCAGAGGUUGCACUGAGCUGAGAUUAAGCCACCGCACUCCAGCCUGGGCGACAGAGCAAGAUUCCGUUCCCAAGAAAAAAAAAUUGUUCAACAAUAAGGGCAAAGGGAGAGAAUCAUAACAUCUGAUUAAACAGAAAAAGCAAGAUUUUUAAAACUAACUAUAUAAGGAUGGUCCCAGCUGUGUCAAAAGGAAGCUUGUUUGUAAUACGUGUGCAUAAAAAUUAAAUAGAGGUGAACACAAUUAUUUUAAGGCAGUUAAAUUAUCUCUGUAUUGUGAACUAAGACUUUCUAGAAUUUUACUUAUUCAUUCUGUACUUAAAUUUUUUCUAAUGAACACAUAUACUUUUGUAAUCAGAAAAUAUUAAAUGCAUGUAUUUUUCAAAAUCAAA